Messenger RNA from Nicotiana tabacum (common tobacco), 645 nucleotides. NCBI's taxonomy places the organism in Eukaryota, Viridiplantae, Streptophyta, Magnoliopsida, Solanales, Solanaceae. The record is from RefSeq and is a predicted model, not a curated record.
UUAGCUCGGCAGCUCAGCUGAAUACUAGGAAUAAGCAUUUGGAUCCAAUUUAACGGAGAUAGAAAAUCCCUAUACUAUGAGGAUAUAAUUCCAUUAAAUGUAUUUCAGAGAUGGCGGAUGGAAUUAUUAAAGUGUUGCCUGAAGAUGUGAUGAUGUUUAUUCUUAUUAGGCUUAACGUGAAAUCUCUCAUACGACUCAAAUGUGUCUUUAAAACUUUGUAUACUCUCCUUCAAUCAUCCAUGUUUAUCAAUUUUCAUCUCAAACGGACCACCACUGCCAAAGAUGAAUUCAUUCUACUCAAACGAUCCUUCCAAGAAAGACCGAACAAAUUUAAAGAUUUGUGUUAUUUGAAGGCCGAGUCGCGUGGGAUUUGGAGUACUGAUUCGCACACUUUUAGAUCUAGGUGCUGCCGAGAGGAAAGAUUACUAGGGCAUGGCCAAUGUUAACUUGGGAGAUUUCAAGGUAGCUGUUGUUCUGUUUGCAUGCCUUGAAGUCCAUUUUCUCUCGAGUUAUGUUAUUACUGUUCUAUCUUUCGGACAAUUAUAUUUUGAGAGCAGACUUCGUAUUUAAAAUAUAUAGUGCUCAUGCGCUCGUUCUAGAUCAAUGGGUGGUUUUUUAGUUGUAUUAUUGCUAUUGGAUUUCAUU